Messenger RNA from Trichobilharzia szidati, 4508 nucleotides. Lineage: Eukaryota; Metazoa; Platyhelminthes; Trematoda; Strigeidida; Schistosomatidae. The record is from the annotation of a GenBank genome assembly.
GGCGUGAUGACGGGCGGGCUUUGAAUUUUCGGUUAUGAAUGAUAAGUGUUGUGUUUGUAGUCUGAAGUUCCAAAGCCUUUCGAAUGCGUUAGUGUUUUGUAGCAACUGCAGUAUAGCCGUACAUCAGGGGUGCUAUGGGGGUCCAAAAGUGGCGGGCGUCAGCAACUGGUUUUGCAGAAAAUGCGAGUCCCAAGUGCGCGUGAGCAAGAUUCGUUGUGAUUUAUGCCCAAUUAAAGAUGGUGCAUUUAAGCGGAGCAAUGGUGUCAGAUGUGGUGAGUUGAUUCUAUACAAAUGAUCUAUUCUAGGGCAGGUUGGGCACAUAUUGUCUGUGCAAUCUAUGUACCUGAAGUCUAUUUCACUGAUUUUAGCAUCAUGGAGCUCAUUUCGGUGGAGAAUGUUCCAGCUGAGAGGUUCGGCCGGUCCUGCGUAUUUUGUGAACGUAAUCAACGAAAUUCCUUAGCAACCUGUGGAGCUUGUAUUCAGUGUGCUUGGAAGAAUUGUCGUGUAUACUUUCAUGCCUCUUGCGCUGGUCUGGAGGGUUUGCUUAGUGAAUUGCCUGCAACAGAAGCAAGCGGGUCUUUGUCAAUUGCUGACAUUUUAUUUGGCGCCACCGGUAAAAACAAAGUUUCCCUGCAAUCUUCAAAUGAUAUCACUGAAUCAUGUAAGGAUAUGAAUCAGAUAUUUGAGCAGGAAUCUAGUAAAUUUCAGCUGAAUGGAUUUUGCUGUGUGCAACACAAAAAGAAGUUCUAUGAAGUUUCCAAUUCAAAUUCAACUCCUGCUAUUUCUCACAGUGAUACUACUAGUAAGCUAUGCAAGUCUCCUAUGCAUGAUGAACCUCCAGGUGAAGUAACCAAUCAGUCGAUUAGACGACGUUCUUCCCAGUUACGUCUUACUCAACGAUCACAGUCUUCUGAUCCUGAUAGAAUAGACGAUAAGGAAACUUUUCAAGAUGUGAUAAAGGAUGGCAAGAAGAGCUCAUCACCAAGUGGUGGUGGUCAAAACUCUUCCAAAUCACAGAAAGAUCAGUAUCCCGAUGGAAUUUGUAGUCCAGAAUCCACUUCAUCAGAUUGCUCAAAUCCGAAACGAGUUAAAAUGGAUGAAUGUGGUGGUGAAACUGUUCAAUCAGAACAAGUACCGGCCAAAGCAAUGGAGAAGGUUGAAAAUACCGAUCCAAAGAUGCAUGAAUCGCCUGUUGUGAUGAACCAAGCAGACAAUAUUUCUUCAUUACCUGUAAAUCAAGAAAAAGCUGUUGAAGACAAUUUGUUGUGUCCCCUUGGUCCACUGUCUGACGUAUCAACAAAUGAUCAUGGCGAUAAAGUAUGUGAUAAAAAUACUGCAGACUACUACAACACAACAAGUCCGCCUAAUCCGCCAUCUGUUACAACCCUUGAAUUCUGUAAACAGCCGCCUCAACCGAUUAUUGUUUCAUCGCCUAUGCCCACUACUAUUUCUUCUUCUUCUUCGGAUGUCACUUAUGCAGCUGCCCAACUGACAGAAAAACAACCCCCAAGAGUUAAUCAACAGAAUACAGUGAGAAGACGUAAGAGAUCUAACAAAAACACAACACCUCAGUCGACUUCGUCUACAACAACAGUGCCAAACAAUCAUUUGGCUGUGACUGCUGAUGGCAGUAGUGGGACAGUGGUAGCCUUAUCACAGAAUUCCACUACUUCUCUCUUUACUCAGGACAAUUUGCCUUUAGUGAUCCCCCGUCGUCCUUUAUCUCUACGUGGUCUUGGAAUUUCAUGUAAUUCAAGGAAUAGUUCAAUUCUGAAUAACACAGCUAGCAGUUAUAUUGAUUCACCGGGUACAAUGUACACAAAUGGCAUUCCAAUUUCCAGUAAGGGUGAUAAUCCUCCAUCCUUACCGCCUACACUGUCAACAAUGCAUGAUCUGCUGGAAUGGCAAUGGGAUCAAGCUGGAAGUUUGUUGAUGCAACAAGCAAAGAAUACUGAUGUUGUCACCUUGUUGGAUUGUCUUCAUCAGUUGAAAUGUGAAAAUGAUAUUCUUGAAGCGAAAUUAGUCCGUCUUACAACUAGACAUGAACACUUGAGAUCUGUAAAUGCUCGUUUAUCAAAUUCAUUGGCUACGAUGGAGGCGACAAUGGUAAUCAAUUCACCUAAACAUGAAAUAUCUGAACAAAAUUCCAGUGGGAUUUCAAAUCUUUCAAAAAAGACAAAUAAUCAUUCUUCUCAAUUACUUGAUACUAAUAUCGUUGCUCAGGAUUCACAUUUAUCCUCAGUGUUACAUGCCGGUGUUGAUCGAGAAUCUCAGCAGAACCAACUGACGGAGAGUUUAACUAAGGGUUAUUCACGUCAUCCAGUCACUGUUUCCAACAACACGGAUCAACUUAUGGCCGCGAAGUUUUCGCAUACAGUAAAUAAGAAAGUACCAAUUCUACCGAAAGAUCCUACUACAACUGGCCUUACCACUGGUGGUGGUGGUGGUAUGAAACGUAAUUCAACAAGUCUUACAGAUAACCUCAACUCAUUCGAUAAACUUCCUUCAACGCCAUCAGCAUCAUCAUCAGCAUCUUUAUUAACGCAGAAUCAGCCGCCAGUAGUCUUUUGUAUUUCACCUGAUCUCUCAAAAUCUACGCAUGAUCAUUCACAACCGAUUUAUUCAAGUUUAAUUAAACAUCAACCACAAAUUCUUCCUAAUGAUUUAUCUACUACUAAUACUACUACUAUACAGCAUACAAACCAGCCAAGUGCAAAUCUAGGCUUUGUUCCAAAUUCAUGUGCUGUAGUAUUACCAAAUACCGCCGGCUCAGCAUAUUUUACCAAAACUGUUGAUCUCAAUGAUUUGCAAGAAAUAAGUGCUCGUUUGAGUUCAGCAAUAGCUGCUAGACAACCUCAACCUCCGAAGACUUCUAACAACUCCACUACUCCUCAACCGUGUCCUGUUUUGCCGAAAAAUGCUCAUUCUGGUAAGAGAAACACUAAGACUGUACACAGCCAACCAACGUCCUCAUCUUCUUCAAGCAAAUUACCUUUACUUGCACAAGCUUCUAUGAGUUCCCCUGUCACCACCACCAGCAUGCCAAAAGUGGACACAGGGACCACCAGCAACAGUCAGAAUUAUUGUCUUGCAAAUUUAAUUAAUACUCAACCUUCUCUAGCUGUUGAUUUUAACAAGACACCGUAUCAUACAGAUCCAAAUACACUACAGUUACAGAAGAAUUCUUUAGAAAAUUAUGCAAUUGUUGUCAGUAAUAAUAGAACUGCCUCCAACCAAUUCAACAAUUGUGAACCGACGGUGACAGUUACCACUAAUAAUAAUGCCACGAACUCAUUGAAUUUAUCCUCGUCAUCAUCUUCGUGAAGUGUGUGAAUGUUGUUUGUUGUAAGUAAGACACAGUUCUCUUCAACCUCUGUAAACGGUUUCUUUGAAAUACUUUUAUAUAUCGACAUUCACACGCACACAAACGCACUGGUGGAUUAUUAAUUUCUUUGUGUUGUUUAUUGUACUCCAUCUAGGCAUGUUUUCACAAUACUUUUAUUUCUCGUUUAAACCGCGGAUUCCCCUUUAUCCGUACAACUAAUUAACUGUCUAACUAACUAACCUACUAACUAAGUGGCCAAUUCUGCUUUUUCCAUCCUUGUUAGUUUUUUAUUAACACCUACACUGACUCACAUCAGAUAUUUGUUAGUCUGUUUCAAUUCUUGUUUAUUUCUUUAUUUAUUUAGUGAUGGUAGUGUAGGAGUUGGAGGUAAACGUACCAGGGUGUAGGAAUUUUCUCACUUCCUCCUCGUAGCAUUGUUUUUCUGUCUCUCUCUCUCUCUAUUAGGAUGUUUAUUUGAAAGAUAAGAGAAAUUAUUUAUUUAUUUUCCUCUUUUUUCAAUUAUUUAUUUAUCAUUAUUUAUCGAUUUUGGUGUGGUGAGGUGUGGUGUGAGUAACUUUCUAUUUGGCAGCCAUUAUACUAUUAUUAUUAUUAUUAUUAUUAUUAUUAUUAUUAUUAUCACUAUUAAUACUAAUACUACGAGUAGCCGUUAGAUAGGUUGUAUUCUAUUAUACAUUUUAAUUUUUUGAUAAAUUUUUAACUCUAUCGCUUUUUUUCUAUUUUUGGUUCUAUUUUACUCUAGCGUCGUAGUUAGGUGUCUUUUUCGUCUGUUAUAAUUGUCUAGAAUUUUAACCUUCUUUUCUUUUGUAUCUAUUGAACAUCUUGAAUAGGCUUCUUUAAUUGAAUAAAAGAAUUCUUAUGUUUUAAAUAGGAUUUUUCAAAUAUAUACAUAUAUAUAGAGAAAUUAUCGUGGUGUAUUUGGUAUGAUGCAUCCUAUACUCCUUGUGAUGAAAUGAUUAAAUAAGAAUCAAGCUGGACUUUAUUAUUAUUAUUAUUGUUAUUAUUAUUAUUAAAAUUUAUUUGUAAUAAUUCCUGUCUACUUCCUUUUUCGAUCUUUUAGUCUAAUCUCUUUACAAAACAAUUGUUAACAAGUGUUAUAUGUUAUUUUACAUAUAUGGGCACAAUUUUAAAAAAUUUAAACAUUUACAUAAUUAUAUGAAUUGUG